UUGCCACCAAAUACACUCCAAAGAGUAACCAAGGAAAUUUUCGACCUUCAAAAGAACAAGAUUGAUGGAAUUGAAAUUCUCACCUAUGAUCCUGUUAGAAAUGUAGACUUGUUGAGUGAUUUGAGCGAGAUUUAUGCUUCUAUUGAUGGUCCACAAGGUACUCCAUUCGAAGGAGGUAAAUUUACUAUCAAAUUGGUCUUGGAUCACGAAUUCCCUAAUAAGCCACCAAAGGGAUAUUUCGUUACCAAGAUUUUCCACCCAAAUGUUUCUACACGUGAAGGUGAAAUUUGUGUGAAUACAUUGAAGAGAGAUUGGAAGUCUACUCUUGGUUUCAGACAUGUUCUCAUGGUUAUUCGUUGUUUGAUGAUUGAACCAAAUCCUGAUAGUGCUCUCAAUGCUGAAGCAGGUAGACUUAUUCAAGAUAACUAUGAAGGUUAUUCAAACAAGGCUAAGAUGUUCACAGAUAUCUAUGCCAAA
Molecule: messenger RNA, 477 nt
Organism: Naegleria gruberi
Lineage: Eukaryota; Heterolobosea; Eutetramitea; Acrasida; Naegleriidae
Exons: 1
Source: RefSeq, a predicted model, not a curated record